CACACACACACACACACACACACACACACGCAGGCAGCAGAGCUUGUAGAUCAUCGAAUCAACUUCUCACACGGAUCUACAGGGACAUCGAGCACCAGAAAAAUUGAGAUUACGUUUAUAUAAAAACACCAGGGGUACCAUGGUUCGAACAUUGAACAAUAUUGCGGAGCUGAGAGGUUCUAGGUUUGGUCGUCCCUGGCCGAGGCACGGACUCAAGCUCCUUUUCUGGUUCGCCAACGAUUACAUCGUCUUUGACAACGACAACCAGAUGUUUGCAAAUUACGACCCCGAAGAGGGAGACUUUGGUUUCCAUCACUUCCGCAACAGACUUGAGUGUGAAAACAAUGUCUGCAAGAGGCUGCUUCCUGAUGAUGGCUACCCAUUCUAUGAGGUGGGCAACCUCCACCUCACAGCAUCUGAUUCCAUGCCUAAUUAUGUCAGGAAGUACAACACUGGUAACAUAGAUACCAGCAACAUGGACCGCCUCAUCAUCAGUAUGCGUCCAGACAUGACAGUGGAUAAGGUCUAUGUGACCCAGCACGAGGACCUGAGGAACUUCGACCCGGUCAACACCUAUUGCAUCAGCAGGGGGUUGCUCAUGAUCAUAUGCGGCCAUUCAUCCGCAGGCAUGUCAUUGAGUAACUUCCUGGAACAGGCGGGCUGUUCCACCCACGAACCAAUUUCAAUUAUGUAUCAGGGCAUCGCCCCCAGGGAGUCUAGGGAUACCAGGAUUAAUAUAGAAGUUGAAUCCAGAGCUCCGCCCAGAGCUGCACCAGGCUUCUGGGAAAGCUACUGUACCAUACUGUAACCAGACGUCUGGGAAAGCUACUGUACCAUACUGUAACCAGGCUUCUGGGAAAGCUACUGUACCAUACUGUAACCAGACUUCUGGGAAAGCUACUGUACCAUACUGUAACCAGACUUCUGGGAAAGCUACUGUACCAUACUGUAACCAGGCUUCUGGGAAAGCUACUGUACCAUACUGUAACCAGGCGUCUGGGAAAGCUACUGUACCAUACUGUAACCAGGCUUCUGGGAAAGCUACUGUACCAUACUGUAACCAGGCUUCUGGGAAAGCUACUGUACCAUACUGUAACCAGGCUUCUGGGAAAGCUACUGUACCAUACUGUAACCAGGCUUCUGGGAAAGCUACUGUAUCAUACUGUAACCAGGCUUCUGGGAAAGCUACUGUACCAUACUGUAACCAGGCUUCUGGGAAAGCUACUGUACCAUACUGUAACCAGGCUUCUGGGAAAGCUACUGUACCAUACUGUAACCAGGCUUCUGGGAAAGCUACUGUUCCAUACUGUAGAUCAGUGUCCUUUAGUCCUGGUCCUGGGGACCCUGAAGGGGGGAACGUUUUAGUUUAUUGCCCCAGCACAUUGCUGUUCAUUAUGGUAUGUUAAUUUUCACUAAUACAUUUAGUCAUUUAUCAGACACUAUUAUCCAGAGUGACUUCAGUGCAUUAAACUAAAGGCAGAUAAACAACAACAUCCUGUAUCACAGUCAGAGGAAGUCAUCUGUUUCUGUUACCAUUACUGAGAGGGUUGUUGCUGUUGGGUUCUGCUACUGGCUAAUGUACUUCUGUAUGUUAAAAUACAAAAUACAUGCAUUUUAAUUAAAUACACUUCAAAAUACAA
Molecule: messenger RNA, 1640 nt
Organism: Oncorhynchus nerka (sockeye salmon)
Lineage: Eukaryota; Metazoa; Chordata; Actinopteri; Salmoniformes; Salmonidae
Exons: 2
Coding region: 140-808 (222 amino acids)
Source: RefSeq, a predicted model, not a curated record